GUUGCUUGAGGUACAUACCUAUUGCCUUGUUGUUUUUGUUUAUAUAUUUUAUUGUGACUAAAUAUUUAAUGGAAACAUUAAAUGGCGGACUCGUUAACACCAGUGCGACUGCCGGACAGCCAGUCACCUAUUAAGAACGAUAUCAAUUUGGUCACCUGUAAGACACGUUUGGAUGCUGCGGUCCAGGAACUACAAAGCGGCUAUGCUAAGUGGCAACUGGCACAACAACGCGGUACUGCCCUAUGCUAUGCCAUUGAAGCCAAGAAAACGCGUUGCUUUGAAAAAUCGAAUGGAGAGAGCGACAGCUAUCCAGAUGACCUGCAGUUGCCAUGCAACAAGUUAGCCAUCAUUGCAUCAAUCUUUACAGAUAUCACCAGAAAUACCCGCGAGACACUAAGACAGCUGCGCGGAAUAACGCGACUCGCUGGCGAAGCAACAGAUAUUAUUUAUUAUCGCAGCUGGCAGCUACGACAGUUUGUUGCUUUUGCAGAGGAGCUGAUAGAGCGCUAUGAAAAGGAGUCUAGCAUAAAGCAACGUGUGAUGCAGAAUAUAGCGCACUGUACGCAGCGAAGUGAGCUCAUAGCAUAUACCACAGCCUGGGAGUUUCCGGAGCAUGCAGACACCUAUGUAAAUUUGGGAUUUAUGCUCUUAGCUGAAGAAGUUAAAGUAAAGUAAAUGGUCAAGUUAAUGAGGGCCAUUCGCUUUAUAUUACAUUGUUGGAGUUUGUUAGCUUAAUUUUAAUAU
This is a messenger RNA of Drosophila busckii, 744 nucleotides long. RefSeq lists its product as uncharacterized. Bases 82 to 675 code for a protein of 197 amino acids. The record is from RefSeq and is a predicted model, not a curated record. The transcript is spliced from 3 exons. NCBI's taxonomy places the organism in Eukaryota, Metazoa, Arthropoda, Insecta, Diptera, Drosophilidae.